Messenger RNA from Saccostrea cuccullata (small rock oyster), 2103 nucleotides. Its product is annotated as F-box/LRR-repeat protein 6-like. The record is from RefSeq and is a predicted model, not a curated record. Gene Ontology annotation, molecular function: protein binding. NCBI's taxonomy places the organism in Eukaryota, Metazoa, Mollusca, Bivalvia, Ostreida, Ostreidae. The transcript has 10 exons. Gene Ontology annotation, cellular component: SCF ubiquitin ligase complex. The coding region runs from base 87 to 1550 and encodes 487 amino acids.
CACAUUGAAGAAAACUGCCAGAAGCCAAAAGGGACACAUACUGUAAAUCAAAAAUAAUAUUGACCAUCGGACAGGACACUACGAAAAUGAAAAGGUGUCACAAAGGGAUCUUAGGUAUAAGAAAAGAUCCAAAGAACCAGAUUUUGUUCUCUUUUUCUGCAAGAGAGGGAGAAGAAUGGCCUUCGGAUGAUUCAGAUUCGGAUUUUGUACCUUCUGAUGAGGAGGAUUUAAGACCAAAACGGAAAAAGAAGAAGCAAACCAAAUCAAAUGAAAAACCAACCACAGGGCAUUCCAAGGAACCAAGUAUUUCUGUGAAGACGGGGAGUGCAUGUGUCAGCUUGCCAGAAGAAAUAUGGACUUACAUCUUUCAAAUUAUUGUGAAAGAGACAGGCCCAUUGCCUUUUUUAUGCAGAGCAGCAAAAGUAUGCCAGUUAUGGCGUACUCUUGCAAGUCAUCCAUCUUUGUGGAAAAAGGUUGACCUAUCAUUUGGAUGGAUACGUCCAAAAAAGGACACUCUGAGAUGGCUAGUCAAAGAGAGGUUAACCCAAUGCACACAGGUUAAUCUCACAAACUGGACCAUAACCAAUGACCAACUGAAGAUGGUACUGCAGAACUGUCCGGAAUUAAGAAAUAUAAAUCUUUCUUACUGUAAAAAGUUAUCUCAGGAUGGAUUUACAGCCCUGGUAGAAAACUGUCCAGGGUUACAGAAGUUAGAUGUCUCCUUUACGACAAUUGGUGCCAAUGCGAUAAAAGAUAUUGUUGUAAAACAUGGACCUCAACUGAAAGAGCUACAUUUAGGAGGAAACUACUAUGUAAACUUUUCAGCUCUUGCAAACAGCCUAUUUGAAAAUUGUCCCAAUAUAGAGGUGUUAGAUGUAUCCAACUGUCGAUUUUCAGGAGAUUAUGAGAGUAUUAAUGUGCAAAAGUUUCAGAAAGGCUGUCCCAAAUUACGAAUCCUUCGAAUGGGGAGUUCUAAAUUCAGAUUAAAGAAAGUGAAUGAACAGCUGACAGGAUUUGAAGAACUAGAGGAGCUAAGUUUGGGAUGCUUAGACAGGAGUAAGAGUGGUGGAAUCAAUACCGCCUUUGUAUAUGACAUUCUAGUGAAAUCCUCCAAGUUAAAACUCUUAGAUCUUGGAGGUUGCUGGAACAUGGAAGAUAUGUCCCCCCUUUUGGGCCUCCCUUUCACAGAACUUGAACAGCUCUAUCUCUCCAGUUCUCCAAUAAGUCUCAAUUACCUACUGGGGCCCCUACUACAAAAGUGUAGCAUGAGCCUUAGAAUUCUGCACAUUGAUAAAAACAUCUUCAAGGGAGACUCGUUAGAUACUGCUCUACAAGAAUUGUUCUUCCCUCAGCGUGGUGCUAGUGUUCUGGAGAUGGUGAACGCUGCAGAGACAAACAUCACUCAGGCCAGUGUAGAAAAUAUCCUGAGACACUGCGGGAGACUUCACUACAUCAAUCUCUCAUCCUGUCGAGCCCUGCCUCGAGGAAUAAAGCGCGAGUACAAGAACGCAGAGAUAAAAACGUUAAAGUCAUUCUGUGGCAUCAAAUGAACUAUCCCAGUGGUAGACUGUUGUUGCAGGUUCUUUCCUACAACGAUUUUUAAAGCAGACACUUUCUAACAAUGAUUUUGAAAUCAGAAUCAGGAAUCGAAACAGUCUUCAAGUUUUGAUGAACCCAGCUAAGAUGUGAAUAGAUGAAGUUCAAAGAAUUCUGUAUUAAACUCUUGAGACAAUUACAGUUUAAGCAGAUGACAAGUUUUAUCAGGAAUUCACAUGACUAAUGAUUGUAUUAUUAUGAUCAAGUCUAUUGAUCUAACAUCAGGAAGAGUAACUCAGGAAUUCAGUUUAAAUUUCAGGUACAUGAAUAACAUAAGUCUAGCUUGAAAUGUUUGCUCAAGUACAAGAAACAUUUUUAUCUGGUGCCUGAUCAAUGUACAAGUUAUUCUGUUUUGAUUUUAUUCUUAACAGAAAUAUUUUAUAUGUUUCAUUUUUAGACCUUUACAUUAUUUAUAUAGAUUGAAUUUGUUAGGAAGCAGUCCUUGAUUUUUGAUUGAAUUAAAAAUAUAUUUCUGCUAAUUCAUCAUUAAAAAAGAAUAUGUAUCAA